CUCGUCGGUUUACAGACAAGCACGAAUGGACCGCUGUUGAAAACGGAAUUGGAACUAUAGGAAUUAGCAACUUUGCACAGGAAGCAUUAGGGGAUGUUGUUUAUUGCAGUCUUCCAGAAAUUGGAACAAAACUGAACAAACAAGAUGAGUUUGGAGCCUUGGAAAGUGUGAAGGCUGCUAGUGAAAUCUACUCUCCCAUCACAGGAGAAGUCACAGAAAUUAACACCGCCCUUGCUGAUAAUCCUGGGCUUGUCAACAAAUCUUGUUACCAAGAUGGUUGGCUUAUCAAAAUGACGGUGGAUAAUCCUUCUGAACUGGACGACCUCUUGACUGAAGAUGCAUAUGAGAAAUACAUCAAAUCCAUUGAGGAAUAAUAGCUAGGAGGUGCCAAGCGGAGCCAGUGCCCACUACUUUCUUUGACGUAGAUGGUCUCAAAUUACUGGCCCAAAGAGAAGUUGGCGCAGCAGCUGGUUGAGGGAAUUGUGAAAGGGGAAAAAAAAUAAAGCAAGCACCGCCUUUCUUCCAAUUGCUGUUCCACAAAUGUCCAUAAAAUCAAAACGUUUGUGGCUUCUCUCACUAGGCACGAAUCAGGAAUAGUUUUGAUUUUUUUUCUCCCCUCCGUCCCGGUGAAUAUAAUUUCAAGGUUUGAAGUCCAUAAUUCCUUCUGGGCUAGAAUGACCUUUGUUCCUGGAAUGGACCCAGAAGGUUGAUGAGAUAGAUCUGGAAGAGGAUGCAACAGCCUUAAUUCCAACUUCUACUUUUUAUUUGUACAGAUUGUCUUGCUUUUUCCUUUGCCAACCUCUUUUCCCCAGGCGUCUGUUUUUUGUUUUUUUUUUGUCGUCUACCAGAAGCUCUCCGGCUGCCUUUGGUAUUAGUGAAAAGUCCUCAGAGAUUAAAUCAGUGGUAGUCAACCUGGUCCCUACCGCCCACUAGUGGGCGUUCCAGCUUUCAUGGUGGGUGAUAGGGGUUUGCUGUAACUCUGCUUUAUAAAUUUUAUAAAGUAAAGUUACUUCCCUGUUUUAUAAAUUACCAUCACUGUGGAACCGGUUAGAAAAUUUUACUUCUAACAAAGAUACAAAAGUGGGCGGUAGGUAUAAAAGGUUGACUACCCCCAGAUUAGAUGGUUCAAAAGUGCAAGUGUUGAGCCUGGCAGAAGAUAAGAUAACAGAAGUUAAUAAAAAAUCCUGACUUUA
Molecule: messenger RNA, 1193 nt
Organism: Thamnophis sirtalis
Lineage: Eukaryota; Metazoa; Chordata; Lepidosauria; Squamata; Natricidae
Source: RefSeq, a predicted model, not a curated record